Molecule: messenger RNA, 1830 nt
Organism: Indicator indicator
Lineage: Eukaryota; Metazoa; Chordata; Aves; Piciformes; Indicatoridae
Gene: GLRX2
Product: glutaredoxin 2
Exons: 4
Coding region: 71-439 (122 amino acids)
Source: RefSeq, a predicted model, not a curated record
GUCUGCAACAUCCAUCUUCGUUUUCAUCUUCCUUCAGGCGUGAUAGAACUCGGAUGGCUGGAGUUUUAGAAUGGGGAAUAGUCAGCCUACUUCUGUGGGAUUGUCUAAUGAUGCUGUUGUGAGUCAAAUACAGGAGAUGAUUUCAGACAACUGUGUGGUGAUUUUCUCCAAAACAACAUGCGUCUACUGCAAAAUGGCAAAAAAAGUUUUUGAGGGUAUGAAUGUAAAUUAUACAGCUGUAGAACUGGACAUGAAUGCAAAUGGAAGUCAGUUCCAAGACAUUCUUGAACAGAUGACUGGUGGCAGAACAGUCCCAAGAGUGUUUGUCAAUGGGUCUUUUGUUGGAGGUGCUACAGAUAUUCAGAAGCUUCACGAGGAAGGCAAACUGCUUCCAUUAGUUCAUCAAUGUCAAAAAAAUCUUGGACAGCCAUCUACUUAGCUUAGUCUUCCUUUCUAUACGCAGGAUGUCAGGCAACUCAGAAGACUGCAAAGAGAUGCUGCAUCAGCUGGACUCAAGAACUUCAAAACAUAGAUAUCUGAAUCCUAGAUCAUUCUCUGUCACAGACGUUAUGGACUUGGCAAAUUACUUGGUGUCCUUUCCUCAGCUUUACCACGAUGGUGAUAAAAAACAAUGUAACUCUUGGGGUUUUAAGUGUGAGAUAUAGUGAUGUAAUUUUAUUGCUGUUCCAUCCUCAUACUAUGCUUCAGGGAAGUAUUGACUGGAGAAGAAUAAUCCUGUAAAUUUUUUUAUGAAGAUUAGUUUUUCUUUUUAGCUUCAUUCCAACAGGCAAAAAUGAAAGAUCAGUUUAAUGAUUCCUUUAAAUUUAAUUCUUCUCUAUCAAAUGGCAUUCAUAAAGACAGUAGGAAGCAAAACAAAUUGGUAUGAUACUGCUGUAGGCUUGUCUGCCUCUCCUCCAUUUCAGUGCCUGAUCACCUAGCUACCAAAGUGUAUGUCCAGUUGCUACAGAAAAGGGAAUAAAGAUUCAUGCAGCUCAUUUUCACUCUCCCCUGUCAAGUCUAUACUAUGUCAUUCAGGAAUAUCCUCCUAGAAAAGCCAGACAGUUUGCUGUCCCUAAACUGUGCAAGCUAUCUUACAAGCAAUCCAGCACUAUUAUGAAACCUAAGACCAGGUAAAAUGGGUCUAAUAUGCAUAGAAUUUAUUUAGUACUUAAAUUCUACAGUCAGAAUGCACUUGACUAGCGGUUUUCACUUGCAGUUAAAUGUCUACAAGAAAUGCCUAAAAUUCAAUAGUUUCAGUACAAUGUACAUCCAAAGCCAGACCAGGCAAUGCCAAGACUCUUGGUUAUUUCAAGAAAGUUCAUAUGCAAGUAGAAAAUUGUUUCCCACUCUUCAGUAAAAGAGACCAUUACACUACUAAAGGUGCACAGUUUCAAAUAAAAACAUUAGUCAAUGAAUUUGUUACUCCUUGUGAAUAAGGUUCUUGCUAUUUCCAUUUCUUUCAGCAUUGCAUGCAUCUAAACUUUACCCCCCGCCCCGCUUCAAGGGGAAAAAAGCAUCACAUUUAUCUUCAAAUCCAGAUAACCAGGAUUGUAAGAGUUUAAUUUAAAAUUCGACAGCUUUCUUUUUGUGAUGUGGGUUUGAAGUAAGUUUAAACUGCAUUAUUUGUUGGAAUUCUUUAGUAUACAGUUGUCUGCACCAUGCAUCUUUAAUGUGGAAUGAGCUAAUUAAAAACACUGACCUCAUUACAUUUUUAUUAUUGUGGUUUACUGUAUUUUGAUAGUUUCGUCACUGCCUUAUUCAAAUCUUGUGUACAAGGACACACUCAUCAAGGUAAACACAAAGGUGAAUCUCUCCCUAAUUUUAUAUUUA